Messenger RNA from Pseudonaja textilis, 3454 nucleotides. It is a transcript of the gene RABEP1, whose product is annotated as rabaptin, RAB GTPase binding effector protein 1. Gene Ontology annotation, biological process: endocytosis; Golgi to plasma membrane transport. Lineage: Eukaryota; Metazoa; Chordata; Lepidosauria; Squamata; Elapidae. The record is from RefSeq and is a predicted model, not a curated record. Gene Ontology annotation, cellular component: endosome; endocytic vesicle. Gene Ontology annotation, molecular function: growth factor activity; GTPase activator activity.
CCUUCGCCUGUCAAGAUGUGUUCGGCUACGUCUCCUGACGUAGCGGACCCGGCCUCGGCGUGACGGGGACGAGCUGGCUCGGUCAUGGCCCAGCCCGGGGAGACCCCGGCUUCGGAGCCGACGGAGGCUCUUCUUCAACGAGUAGCUGAACUAGAGAAAGUCAAUGUUGAAUUUCUACGUACAAAACAGAAUCUCGAGCAAGAAUUUAAUCAAAAGAGAGCCAAGUUUAAAGAACUGUAUCUGGCUAAAGAAGAGGAUCUGAAGAAGCAAAAUGCAGAAUUGCAGGCAGCACAUGACAAUCUGGAGAAACUUCAAAAGCAGCUCAUGGAAGCACAGGCUGAAAUGGAAAACAUCAAAGCCGUUGCUACAGUGUCUGAAAAUACUAAACAGGAAGCUAUUGAUGACAUAAAGAAACAGUGGCAGGAAGAUGUUGCCUCUCUGCAGGCAAUAAUGAAAGAAACUGUCCGUGAAUAUGAAGGCCAGUUUCAUCACAGGUUGGAACAAGAGCGAUCUCAGUGGAAUCAAUAUCGAGAGAACGUUGAACGGGAAAUAGCAGAGCUUAGAAGGCGACUUUCAGAAGGUCAAGAAGAGGAAAACUUGGAGAAUGAAAUGAAGAAGGCUCAAGAAGAUGCCGAAAAACUUCGUUCAGUUGUGAUGCCCAUGGAGAAGGAGAUUGCAACUUUAAAGGAUAAACUGACUGAAGCUGAAGAAAGAAUAAAAGAGCUGGAAGCUUCAAAGGUUAAAGAACUGAAUCACUACUUGGAAGCCGAGAAAUCCUGUAGGACAGAUCUAGAAAUGUAUGUGGCUGUUUUGAACACUCAAAAGUCUGUUUUGCAAGAAGAUGCAGAAAAAUUACGGAAGGAACUUCAUGAAGUAUGCCAUCUACUAGAGCAGGAAAGGCAGCAGCAUAAUCAGCUCAAACACACGUGGCAGAAGGCCAAUGACCAGUUCUUGGAGUCGCAGCGUUUAUUGAUGAGGGACAUGCAAUGGAUGGAGAUGGUGCUGACCUCGGAACAGCUACGGCAAGUUGAAGAACUAAAGAAAAAAGACCAGGAGGAUGAAGAGCAAAGAAGACUUCAUAAAAGGAAAGAACAGAAGGAGAAAGGCACUGAUGAUGAAUCAAACGUGGUUUGUUCUACAGUUCAUGAAGAAGCCCUUCCACCAUUUUCUGGUGAAGAGGUGCACCUCAAUAGCACUCAUGGUUCAGCCCACUCGCUUGACACAGAUGCAUUGCUGUCUUCAGGAGAGUCUCUCAAGUCGGACAAUGACAUGUUUAAAGAGGGACUGCGUAGAGCCCAGUCAACAGACAGUUUGGGAACAUCAGGAUCUUUACAAGCCAAAGGUCUGGGCUACAACAAUAAAGCCAAAUCAGCUGGGAACCUUGAUGAAUCUGACUUUGGGCCGCUGGUUGGGGCAGACUCUAUAUCGGAGAACUUUGACACUGCCUCCCUGGGCUCUCUGCAAAUGCCUGGUGGGUUCAUGUUAACCAAAGACCAGGAAAAAGCAAUCACAGCAAUGACACCAGAGCAGGAGGAAACAGCAUCCCUUCUCUCCAGCAUCACACAGAGUGUAGAAAACGCUUACGUGUCUCCUAGCGGUUACCGUUUAGUUAGUGAAACGGAAUGGAAUCUCCUUCAGAAAGAGGUGCAAAAUGCUGGGAACAAGCUGGGAAGGCGCUGUGACAUGUGUUCAAAUUAUGAAAAACAGUUGCAAGGCAUCCAGAUUCAGGAGGCUGAAACAAGGGAUCAGGUGAAGAAACUUCAAAUGAUGUUGAGGCAGGCCAAUGAUCAACUAGAAAAAACAUUACGAGAGAAACAGGAGCUGGAGGAAUUUAUGAAACAAAGUAGCGAAGACUCAGCCAGUCAGAUUUCAUUACUUACUGCUAGAGCUCAGGAAUCUGAUGCCUUACUUAAUGAAUUACAGCAGGCAUUUUCUCAAGCUAAAAGAAAUGUCCAAGAUCAAAUGGUUGUCCUGAUGCAAUCACGAGAGCUCGUUUCAGAGGAAUUGGUAAGGCUCCAGAAGGAUAACGAAAGCCUUCAAGGAAAACAUUGUCUGCACAUAUCUUUACAGCAAGCUGAGGACUUUAUACUUCCAGAAACUGGAGAGGAACUCCGUGAAUUGGUCCUCAAGUAUCGUGAAGACAUUAUUCGUGUACGAACUGCAGCUGAUCAUCUGGAAGAAAAACUGAAGGCAGAAAUUUUAUUUUUAAAAGAACAGAUUCAAGCCGAACAAUGUUUAAAAGAGAACAUAGAAGAGACUUUGCAGCUAGAAAUAGAAAAUUGCAAAGAGGAAAUAGCUGCUGCAUCCAGUCUAAAAACAGAAUUGGAGCAAAUAAGAAUGAUUAAAGACCAGUUGGAAUCCAACUUGAAAGAAAAGAUACAGCAGUUAGAAAACUUUGAAGAGAGAGAAAAUGAUCUGGAAGAACAGCUGAAAAAGGAAAUUGCCACAAAGGCUAACUUAGAACAUAUGAUGUUCGAGGAAAAGAACAAAGCUCAACGGCUUCAGACAGAAUUGGAUGUCAGUGAGCAAGUACAGAGAGAUUUUGUUAAGCUUUCUCAGACCCUUCAGGUCCAGUUGGAACGGAUCCGGCAGGCAGAUUCCCUGGAGAGAAUUCGUGCAAUCCUCAAUGAUACAAAACUGACUGACAUUAAUCAGCUACCUGAAACAUGACAGCCUUGGUAGCAAAGCUGCAAAGCUACAUUUUGGUGUUUUUUUUUUUAAAAAAACCCUCUUUAUAGCAAAACCUUUAAUAAUUAUUUAAUUCUAACUGAAAGAGCAGAAGAUGACACAAGAGCCAUGGUCCAGGUUGUGUUUCUGGGAGGGAGAAGGUUUUGUGGGCGGGAAGAAAGUUUCACACAGAGAAGAUUGGCAGGAUCCUGCAGGGUGCCUGCCUUCAGUGUAGUUGGACUUCUCCAUAUAACUCAUCUACCUUCAUCCUCCUGCCCCCCCCCCCCCCCCAAUGUGAUCCUGGAAUACAGCAUUCCCUCCCUCCCUCUCAUCCAUACCCUGUUAAAAUACUGUGAUGAAAGUAAUUGCUGAAAAUCAUCUCCUCCCAUCCUACCCCAAAUCUUUUGGAGUGAAGUUACACUAGCAAGUUGGGCAGAAGGGGAAAAUAGUAUAUUGUAUUAAUAUUUUAUAUUAAAAUAUGAAUUUACUUGCAGGACACCGGGUUUUGGGUUUUUCUAGCUCAGUACAUUUUCUGUACCUUGAAUGUUGUGCUGGAAGAGCCCCAACUAAAAACAUGGGACAGAAUAUGGACAGAAAAGGAUUAGAGAGAAGGCUGCAAAUUUUCCCAAAAGAACCUAAGGCACAGGGGAAAAAAUGGAUAAUUAGAAUGGGAAAAUAAAUUCAUAAGACACAAAAGUCAGGGAAGUGAAGGUUAAUCUUCAUAGAAAAAAAAGCAAAUCAAAAUAAAUUGCUUCAGAAUCUUGCCUUACCUCCCCCCCACCCCCCA